GAAAACGGCGUCGCAAAAGGGAGAAUUGUUUGAGAGCUCAGUCAUCCAAAAACGGCCUUUCAAUGUGAGAACUUGGGGAGCCGAAGAAAAUGUCGGUGGUAUCGCAGUAAAUUACCAAACACAGCAGCAGCAGCAGUAGUAGUGAGGCUUUUAGAGGCAACAAGAGACGCGAAGACGUGCUGCGUUUUUGGGACUAAACCUGAGCGAGCAGAGGAGAGACACGGAGAGGAGAUAUCGGGCGGUUACAGCGUGGUGUGAGCACCAACCAGAGCAGAUUUGGGGGGACGUGUAUGGAAGAUGUCUGGAAAGAGAGACUGGACUCCGUGGAUGAAAAAGAGAAGGGCUCCAGUGUUGUGUGCUCUGGGUGCAGUACUCCUAUGCUGCCUUCAGAGCGCCGCCUCCAUCUCUGAUGAGGUCCCAGCUUUCACCGAAGAGCCGGCGUCCGUGGUGCAGAAGUUGGGAGGCAGCGUGAACCUGCGCUGUAGCGCUCGGCCGUCCUCCGCCAACAUCAGCUGGCAUCACAACGGUCAGGAGCUGUUGGACGGAGAGCUGGGCGUAGUUCUGGGGCCCGGUGGCCUGUUCAUUCCCACACUCUCCAACGUGACACUGGGGAGGUACCAGUGUGUGGUCAGCACCAGCGCCGGAGCUCUGGCCAGUGUGCCCGCUAAUGUCACCGCUGCCAAGCUGCGGGACUUCGAGCCCGAAGACCAGCAGGACAUCGAGGUCGACGAAGGCAACACGGCGGUCAUCGAGUGCCACCUGCCCGAGAGCCAGCCGAAGGCGCAGGUCCGCUACAGCGUCAAGCAGGAGUGGCUGGAGACUUCGAAAGGGAACUACCUCAUCAUGCCGUCGGGGAACCUGCAGAUCGCCAACGCCACGCAGGAUGAUGAGGGUCCGUACAAAUGUGCAGCCUACAACCCCGUCACUCAGGAAGUCAAGACGUCCGCCUCCGCCGACCGCCUGCGCAUACGCCGCUCCACGUCAGAGGCCGCUCGCAUCAUUUAUCCGCCGGCGUCGCGCUCCAUCAUCGUGACCAAGGGCCAGCGGCUGGUGCUGGAGUGCGUGGCCAGUGGCAUCCCGACGCCGCAGGUCACGUGGGCGAAAGACGGCCAGGAGCUGCACUCGCACAACAACACGCGCUUCCUGCUCAGCAACCUGCUGAUCGACGCGGUGGGCGAGAGCGACUCGGGGACGUACGUGUGCCGCGCCGACAACGGCAUCGGCUCGGCGAGCUCCGCGGCGGUGCUCUACGACGUGCAAGUGUUUGAACCUCCUCAGGUGACCGUGGAGCUGCAGCAGCACGAGGUCGUGUACGGAGAAAACGUCCGCAUCAUCUGUCAGGCCCGCGGUAAACCCGCCCCGUCAGUGAUGUGGCUCCACAACGCCCGGCCCCUGGCGCCAUCGACUCGCCACCGCCUCACCUCCCGGGUGCUGCGGGUCUCCAAUGUGGGGCCUCAAGAUGACGGACUGUACCAGUGCAUGGCUGAGAACGGGGUGGGCAGCUCGCAGGCCUCCACUCGCCUGAUCACGGUGUCAACUGGGAUUUCAACACGAGGGAAGUUACCCUCGAUCUAUCGGCCGCUCAGCCCAGACAAAGUGCUGAGAGAGCAGCCACCUGUGAGGCCUGGAGCCACAGGGGCCAUGUUGCCCCUGGAUUGCUCCGAACUACCCGGACAGAUCCUUCCCGCAGAAGCUCCCGUCAUCCUCAGCCAGCCACGCACAGGCAAAGCCGACUUCUAUGAACUCACCUGGAGGCCGCGGCACGAGCGAGGAGCCCCUGUUCUGGAGUAUCUGGUCAAAUACAGAAAGUUGGGAGAUCCUCAAGCAGAGUGGAUCUCCAGCAGCAUCUCGGGCUCUCUUCAUAAGCUGACUCUGGUUAAGCUGCAGCCCGACAGCCUGUAUGAGGUAGAGAUGACGGCAAAGAACUGUGCCGGUUUGGGACAGCCUGCUAUGAUGACCUUCAGAACCGGGAAAGGUGACAAAGGUCGCAAAGGUUUCGGAAGUCACAACGACCCGCCCAAAACUCCAGCUGUGCCUUCACCGAGCCUCUCCCCUCCCGAGGCCCCCGACAAGCCCACGGUCUCCACGGCAACGGAGACGUCCGCGUACGUGACUUGGAUUCCUCGCGGUAACCGCGGCUUCCCCAUCCAGUCGUUUCGGGUGGAGUACAAGAAGGUGAAGAAGGCGGGAGAGGACUGGGUGACGGCGGUGGAGAACAUCCCGCCGUCGCGGCUCUCCGUGGAGAUCACGGGCCUGGAGAAAGGUACGUCAUACAAGUUCCGUGUGGUGGCCGUGAACGUGAUCGGUUCCAGUCCUCCCAGUGUUCCUUCUAAGGCCUACACUGUGGUGGGUGGGAGGACACAUGAGCGCCCUGUAGACGGACCCUACAUCACCUACAAUGAAGCCAUCAACGAAACCACUGUCAUCCUCAAAUGGACGUACACUCCCGUAAACAACACGCCCAUCUAUGGUUUCUACAUCUACUACCGGCCAACAGACAGCGACAAUGACAGUGACUAUAAGAAGGAUGUGGUGGAGGGAGACCGAUACUGGCACUCCAUCACUGACCUGCAGCCCGAGACGUCCUACGACAUCAAGAUGCAGAGCUUCAACGAGAAGGGGGAAAGCGAGUUUGGAAACGUGGUGAUCCGGGAAACCAAAGCUCGUCCCCAUCCUCAUCGUCCCGAUCCCUCGCACCCUCCAGAUUCUGGUAGGGAGCUUCCCAGCGGAAUGGUGCCUCGGCCCGGCGACAUCCCCUACCUCAUAGUUGGUAUCGUCCUGGGAGCGUUUGUUUUCAUCAUUGUCGCCUUCAUCCCCUUCUGCCUGUGGAGGGCCUGGGCCAAACAGAAGCAAACUGCCGACUUGUGUUUCCCCGCUGUGGCUUCCUCAGUGUCCCCCUGCCAGUACACCAUGGUCCCCCUGCAGGGACUGGCCCUGGUCGGUCACUGCCCCCUGGACGCCCACAUGACCGCUCCACACGGCGUCUACCCCGUCAAUGGAGAAUACACUGCCAACGGCAAACCUCACCACCAAACACACCGUCUGCCGGGCCUGCAGCAGAAUGAGGUGGAUUGUGACAUGGAGUGUGACAUUCUGUUACCUCAGACUUUGUCAAAUGGACAUCUGCCCGUCUACCACUACUCCACCAGUGGAUCAGAUCACCACGAACAGACGUGCUUUCCUCCCGACGUCUCCACUCUCCAGCUCCUCGACUCUCACCAGCACUUCAGCUCACAGGAGGAGCUGGGAGGCGACGACAGCGUCUGCGGGGACGAAGAUAAAUCGGACGACGACGUCACUCAAAAGCCAACAUCUUUCCCUCUGUUAUCUCUCGAGGACGAAGGGAUCUUCACCACGUCCUCCUCGAGCGCCACAACGCCGGAGUCGCACGACGCGACGAUACAGGAAGUGAACAUCCUCCCGAACGAAGCGACGCCAGAGGACGAAGGGAGAGGCACCGCAACAGAUGUAUAAGAGACUGUCGAACAAACAAAAACAGAAGAAAAUAUUUAUUUUUGUAUCACAGAUAUUUAUGUAUUUAUGCGUUUGUACAUAACUGUAUGAUUAUACUGUAUAUAAGGUUAUUUUCAUAUUGAAAGAAAAGACUCUUCAUGCAGCGCCCUCUCAUUUCACCUUGUAGACAAAGGGAGAACCAUGUGGUGACGCUGAUGUUAUCGGCACCGUCAUGUUUUAGUCUCUCCUCCUCCUCACGUCAUUCCCCCGUAGAGACCUUCGCCCUUUCCUUUAGUGUUUUUCGGAUGUUAGGGACUUUUAGCUUUACAGAAACAAAAGGGACCACUCAAACCAGUCCAGUGCUGUAAAUUACGAGGUGCUUCUUCACCGUUUGCUUUAUCGAGACACGACUCUUCCCCCCCCCUCCGCCUGUCGCCGCGUAUAGCCGUAACACAACCGUAUUAAGCGUCGCUCAUCAUUAACAAAAAACUAUUAACAAGUGUAUGCAACGUAAAUCUGUUUUUUUUUUUAAAGUAGUGUACAAGAGAUUAUAUAUAUAUGUAUAUUGUAUAGUUAUUUAUUUUUUUAAUGUUAUGUUAUAUUUUUAAAAGUCACUGGGAGAGAUUCUGGAAAAACAACGAAAAAUCUUUUAACUCAGUCAUUGAUAAGCUGAACUUCUCUCGAUACUGCGACCACUUGUGUUUUACUCAUUUUGCUGGUUACCAAAUGACAGCCAGGUGAGGGCGCUGUGACAGGUGUGUGUCAGUAUUAUUCCUCCCUCACAGGUCGGUGCUUAAGUAUCUGCAAUCAAAAUGAAGGAGAUCCUGAAUCUACACUCCCCCCUCCCCCUCUCCCCUUACCUCCUUUUUUUUUGUUUUGUUUUAAAGUAUAGCUGUUUUUAUGGUUGCACAUGCUGGAGCACUAUUGCAUGUAAAUAAAGGCUUAUGAAAUUGA
Solea solea (common sole) is the source of this 4407-nucleotide messenger RNA. RefSeq names its product BOC cell adhesion associated, oncogene regulated (gene boc). Gene Ontology annotation, biological process: nervous system development; axon guidance; cell-cell adhesion. The coding region runs from base 298 to 3474 and encodes 1058 amino acids. Gene Ontology annotation, molecular function: protein binding. Lineage: Eukaryota; Metazoa; Chordata; Actinopteri; Pleuronectiformes; Soleidae. The record is from RefSeq and is a predicted model, not a curated record. Gene Ontology annotation, cellular component: axon; plasma membrane. The transcript has 18 exons.